This is a messenger RNA of Necator americanus (New World hookworm), 1005 nucleotides long. RefSeq lists its product as uncharacterized. The record is from RefSeq and is a predicted model, not a curated record. Gene Ontology annotation, biological process: translation. Lineage: Eukaryota; Metazoa; Nematoda; Chromadorea; Rhabditida; Ancylostomatidae. Gene Ontology annotation, molecular function: structural constituent of ribosome; protein binding. Gene Ontology annotation, cellular component: cytosolic small ribosomal subunit; ribosome. Bases 1 to 1005 code for a protein of 334 amino acids. The transcript has 10 exons.
AUGCUAACAUUGCUGUUGCUGCUCCAUCUGAUAUUCCAACUAUCCGAUGCAUUCUUUUUGAUAGGACCAACAUGUGGCUGCCCUUCAACCAACCCAACCUGUCCACCACAACCCGGCUGUCCAGUUCAAGGGGUUGCUACGCAGCAAGUCCAACCGAUACCGGUUCCAGAUGAGCUGGAAAUGAGAGCCGCUGCGUUUGGCGUUCCUAUAGGACAACGCCAGCAUGCGCCAACAAAUCUGGAACAAUUCGAAAAACUGGUAGAUCGUCAAGAAGCUAUCUAUGCGGCCACAGCAAAUCCAGCGACCCCGUUGCCGGAUGAUGAAAGUGAGCACUCCGGCGGGCUUGGUAGGCAGUUGGAAAUACGUCGAGCUCCAGCGAUUCAUUUCACUCAACAGGAAGGCACAACCGAAAAUUUAACCACUGAACCCGAGGAAGAAGAGGAUCUACCAACCACACCAAUUCCAGAAGCUUCGUCAAAAUGUAACAGCCAAGUUCUUAAGAAACUUAUGCUCGAGCAAAUGACAAGCAACUCAUCCGAGUCUAAACGCAAAAUCAACGUUGCCGCUGAGGCAAAAUUUGGUGGAAAUGUUGACGAGUUCGACUUGGCCAAUAUGCAAAUUUUCAUCAACGCCUUGGACGGCGGCAUUCACCGUCUCGAAGUGGCCCCAGAGACCACUAUCGGACAGAUUAAGCAAAGCCUCGGAGCUGCUGAGCACAUUCUUUCCUAUGGCAGUGCUAUCCUCGAUGAAACAUUGAGCCUCUCAAGCCUUGAUAUUACCGAAGGAGCAUCGCUUGCGAUCAAUGCACGGCUUCUCGGAGGUAAGGUUCACGGGUCUUUGGCUCGUGCCGGAAAAGUGCGUGCUCAAACUCCAAAGGUCGAGAAGCAAGAGAAGAAAAAGAAGAAGAAGGGACGUGCGGCUCGACGAAUCCAGUACACGAGGAGGUUCGUCAACGUAGCCACCGGACCCGGAAAGAAGCGUGGACCUAACUCUAACGCGGCCUAA